This is a messenger RNA of Emericellopsis cladophorae, 549 nucleotides long. Its product is annotated as Peptidyl-prolyl cis-trans isomerase H. Lineage: Eukaryota; Fungi; Ascomycota; Sordariomycetes; Hypocreales; Bionectriaceae. Gene Ontology annotation, molecular function: peptidyl-prolyl cis-trans isomerase activity. The transcript is spliced from 5 exons. Gene Ontology annotation, biological process: protein folding; protein peptidyl-prolyl isomerization. Gene Ontology annotation, cellular component: intracellular membrane-bounded organelle. The coding region runs from base 1 to 549 and encodes 182 amino acids. The record is from RefSeq and is a predicted model, not a curated record.
AUGCCGCCCACCAAGCUCCCCGAGUCGGGGAAUCCGCUCGUCUUCUUCGACAUCACCCUUGGCGGCGAGCCUCUGGGCCGCAUCACUUUUGAGCUCUUUGCCGACGUCGUCCCCAAGACGGCCGAGAACUUUCGCCAGUUCUGCACGGGCGAGAGCAAGAAUGGUGCCGGUCGACCGCAGGGCUACAAGGGCUCCAAGUUCCACCGCAUAAUUCCCAACUUCAUGUGCCAAGGUGGCGACUUUCUCCACGGCGACGGCACCGGCUCAACCUGCAUCUGGGGCUUCAAGUCCUUUGAGGACGAGACCUUUACCCUCAAGCACGACCAGCCCUUUCUCCUCUCCAUGGCGAACGCCGGCCCCAACUCCAACGGCAGCCAGUUCUUCAUCACCACCGUGCCCACCCCCUUCCUCGACGGCAAGCACGUCGUCUUUGGCAAGGUCGCGGACGGCGUCGACGUCGUCAAGAAGAUGGAGGCGACCAAGACGGGCUAUCGCGGCAAGGACGUGCCCAACAUGGACGUGGUCGUGUCGCAGUGUGGAGAGAUGUAG